GUCACACAGCGUGGUUAUGGUGUACCAUGAGCAAAGCCAGGCUGGAAGACACCGACGUCCACUGGUAUCGGAAACUACCUGGGCAGGACAUGGAGUGGGUUUUAACACACAGGGCAGGAGGCAGCCCAGAGUGGGGAUGGGGUAUCACUGAGAGGUUCCAGUCCUACAGAGACACGUCCAACAGCAGCUUCACCCUGACGGUCACAGACGUGGUGCACAGUGAUUCUGCCGUCUAUUACUGCAGAGUGUGGGGAGACAUCGAUGGGAACGGCACCCAGCUCAUCAUAACCAAAGCAGCUGAAGGUGGGUCUUGGAAAGUCUUGGCCAGUAUUCUCACCAGUAUCCUCGUACUCGUCCUCUUAUUCUGCAUUUUAGUUACAGCAAGAUGCUAUGUGAAAAAAUUGGCAUCUUUUCAACAGAGAUUGAUGCCAGAAGGGUGCUCUACUGAAGAUCAGAACACAGUGUAUGCCAAUGUUACAGCUGAAACUGAGGUAGAUACACAGGCAGCCACAAAUGUUACUGUGUCAGAGCAACCAGAGAUGUUUUAUGCUGAUAUUCAGUUCCACUGGCAGAAGACAGCUCCAAAAAUUGAAGUCACCGAGGAAACAACCGAAUAUGCCGUGGUCAAACGCGUCCAGUGACUAAAAAUAAUUCUUCAGCAGCAGCCAGUUAUUAAAUAUGUGUGUGCUUCUUUCUGGUAAAAAUCAGCACAUGGGACUCCGGAAUGUCACACCUCUCUCAUUCCACCAACUACAACGUGAUCCCACAAUCACCACGUCCUCCCCUCCCCACCCCUUUCUGCUUUCCACAGGGUCUACAACUUCCUGGUCUGUCCAUCUCUCCUCACCCAUUUCUUCCCAUUUCCAGGGACUUUCCCCUGCAGCUGCAGGAGAUUAAACCCUCUCACAAAUUCACAGUCAAACAGCAAGGAUAAAGGCCGUUUUAAAUAUCAUUAAUGUACCUGCCUCACCCACUUGCUCUGGCAGUUCAUUUCAUAUACUGGCCACUCUUUGGAUAGGAGCAUUUGAUAGGGAGUGUGAGCAUAUCCCCACUAUACCACUUCCCCCUCCCCACCACCCACCUGGCUACGACAACCUUAAAGGAACCCAGGAAAAUAGAUAUCAUUUGCUAACUUUAUAGAUCAUUUUGUUAAUUAAAUACAGACAACCCCCAUGUUACGGGAGAUGGUGGAGGGGUGUGGGGAGUUAGCAUUCAUUGAAGACCGAACACAUUGCAAUUUCCUGUAACGUGAAACCUUGUUGACAGCCGAUCCUAUAAGAAAGUGGGUGAGGCUUCAGCUCAAUUACUGCUGUAAUGUUCGGGCAGGUGGGGCUCGCCAGCCUUGGACAGCAACCUGCCUGGGCCAAGGAAAACUCUGAUUUUAAAUCUCCGCUGCCUUGCGGCCAUACCCACCCAUGGGAAAGGUUUUGGGAGUAAACCUUGAGGAAGAAAUCCGGAACUCGGUUACCUAAGCCAGUCUGAUGUUGUUUACAAAUUUACGACACUGGUGCCAAGCUGUAUUGGCGCUUGCCCUUCCCUUGGACUACGUCAGUGACGUGGACGGGGGAGCCCGCUGCAUGGGCGACAGCCGGUUCUUCAAAUCUUCGCGCCCAGGAUUGCGUCCUGGAGAGGUCACGAUCCACCAGAGGCACAAUCCCCUGGGAACGACGCUGCCUACUAAUGAGGCAUGUA
Molecule: messenger RNA, 1692 nt
Organism: Hypanus sabinus (Atlantic stingray)
Lineage: Eukaryota; Metazoa; Chordata; Chondrichthyes; Myliobatiformes; Dasyatidae
Exons: 5
Coding region: 27-641 (204 amino acids)
Source: RefSeq, a predicted model, not a curated record